GUCUGCAGUUUUGCUUUUAUCAUGAUUCAUUCUAGGCUUCUGCCAAGGCGAAUGUCAUUUGUGUUAUCUUCCUUAGUGUUAUCUUGGGUAUAUGUUCGUUUAUUGUAAAUAUCAUUUGUUUUUUAGUAUUUAGUUUCACAACAUUCGUUAAGAAAAUGUCCUUCAAAGUCGAUAUACAUACUCACAUUCUUCCUCCUGAAUGGCCAGAUUUAAAAAAGCGAUAUGGCUACGGUGGGUGGCUUCGAGUGGAACAUUCCGCUACAGAUCCCCAAAAAGCCACAUUGUUGAAGGAUGAUGGAAGGUUUUUUAGAGCAAUUGAAAGUAAUUGCUGGUCCCCUGAAAGUAGAAUUCAAGAGAUGGAUAAAACAGGUGUAGAUGUACAGCUUUUGUCAACAGUUCCUGUUUUAUUCAACUAUUGGGCUAAACCAGAAGAUUGUUUGGAUUUCAGCCGAAUACUCAACAAUCAUAUUGCAUCAGUCGUAAAUCAGCAUCCGAAACGAUUUGUCGGUGCAGCUACUGUUCCACUUCAGGAUCCAGCACUUGCUGCCGAAGAAUUGAAAAGAUGCGUCAACGACUUGGGAUUCAAAGUAGUUGAGAUCGGUUCCCACAUUAAUCAGUGGAAUCUUCAUUCACGAGAGCUUGAUCCGUUUUAUAAGACAGCAGAAGAUCUUGGUUGUUCUAUAUUUGUGCAUCCUUGGGAUAUGGAAACAGGUGGAAGAAUGUCCAAGUACUGGCUGCCUUGGCUUGUAGGAAUGCCAGCCGAAACUACUACAGCCAUUUGCAGUGUAAUUUUUGGAGGUGUACUGGAAAGAUUUCCAAACUUAAAAAUGUGUUUUUCCCAUGGUGCUGGAGCGUUUCCAUACACAUUGGGUCGCAUAGAACAUGGAUUUAGAGUGAGGCCUGAUUUAUGUGCAGCAGACAAUACAGUGCCUCCUCGAGAGUAUCUUCCUAAAAUUUAUUCAGACUCACUAGUUCAUGAUGAAAAUGCUUUGGAAUUACUUUUAAAAGUUUUGGGAGAAGAAAACGUAAUGUUAGGAAGUGAUUAUCCUUUUCCCUUGGGAGAGCACCUUCCUGGAAAGCUGAUUCAAGAGUCAAAGAAUGUAAAGAAAACAGCAAAGGAAAAAAUUCUGGGAACAAAUGCUUUAAAAUUCCUCAAUCUAAACAAAACAGAUUUCGUCUAGAGAAUAUAUUUGUCAUAUUAAAAUGCAGCUUGUUUGAGAACGGAAAAACUUCAGCAUUUUUACUGAUGAUAUUUAUGAAAGGAGCAGUAGAGCCGUAAAAGUGCUCAUAUUGUUUUGUUUUUUUACCUACAUUUGUUUAAAUGCUUUUUUAAGAAAUUUUAGCACUGUUUUUAUUGUGAAAGUAUCCAUUUGUUUUCUCAAAAAAUUGUGAUUCUAUAUUUUUUAUUAAUCAAUUAUGUAAAUAAAAUUCUCGUUUUACAGAAGUUCAUAUAUGUGAUAUAUUUUAUAGUAAGUGAACAUCAAAAUCUUUAAAAGGAAUUUAGGUACGCUUUGUUGGAUUAAAAGUAUUUUUAUAUUUCUAAA
This is a messenger RNA of Parasteatoda tepidariorum (common house spider), 1544 nucleotides long. Its product is annotated as 2-amino-3-carboxymuconate-6-semialdehyde decarboxylase. Gene Ontology annotation, biological process: secondary metabolic process. The record is from RefSeq and is a predicted model, not a curated record. Gene Ontology annotation, molecular function: carboxy-lyase activity; hydrolase activity. Lineage: Eukaryota; Metazoa; Arthropoda; Arachnida; Araneae; Theridiidae. Gene Ontology annotation, cellular component: cytosol; cytoplasm.